Molecule: messenger RNA, 2803 nt
Organism: Meriones unguiculatus (Mongolian gerbil)
Lineage: Eukaryota; Metazoa; Chordata; Mammalia; Rodentia; Muridae
Gene: Rskr
Product: ribosomal protein S6 kinase related
Exons: 12
Coding region: 148-1371 (407 amino acids)
Biological process (GO): protein phosphorylation
Molecular function (GO): ATP binding; protein kinase activity
Source: RefSeq, a predicted model, not a curated record
UUCCUACCCUGGGUAUGAUGUGGUCCUAAAGCUGAUGGGCCUGUGUACACUGGAAGAGGCGGGGCUCGUGGGUAAUGCAGCAUCAGAGGGAGGGAUUGCUUAUGUAACUGGGACAGCAGAUUUAGCAGAAGGAAAGGAGGACUGGGGAUGGGAGCAGUGAGCUGUCGUCAGGGGCAACACAACCGGGUGUCUGCUCCUCAAAAGCAGGGUGGCAACAGCCAGGGACCCUGGGCGCGAGGCUGGAAGAGCCUCUGGUGUGGUAUGGGGACCAUCAGGUCAGGUCUGGAAGAACUAUGGGAACUACAGAGGCAUCAGUGCCUACGUCAGGAACCACUCCAGCCAGACCCACUGCUGCUAGAGAAGCCUCUGUCUGAGUGGCCAGUGCCUCAGUUCAUCAGCCUCUUUCUGCCAGAGUUUCCCAUGAGGCCUGUCAGGGGGCAGCAGGAGCUGAAGAUUUUAGGCCUUGUGGCUAAAGGCUCUUUUGGAACUGUCCUGAAAGUGCUAGAUUGUGCCCAAAAGGCUGUAUUUGCAGUGAAGGUGGUGCCCAAAGUAAAAGUCCUCCAGCGGGAUACUCUGAGGCAGUGCAAAGAGGAGGUUAGCAUUCAGCGGCAGAUCAACCAUCCUUUUGUACACAGCUUGGGGGACAGCUGGCAGGGGAAACGACACCUCUUCAUUAUGUGUAGCUACUGCAGCAUGGAUCUCUACUCCCUGUGGUCUGCUGUUGGCUGUUUUCCAGAGGCUUCUCUCCGUCUGUUUGCAGCUGAACUGGUCCUGGUGCUGUGCUAUCUCCAUGACUUGGGUAUCAUCCACCGGGAUGUAAAGAUGGAGAAUAUCCUUCUAGAUGAACGAGGCCAUCUGAAACUGACAGACUUCGGUCUGUCUCGCCGCCUAUCCCAGGGAGCACGAGCCUAUACUAUCUGUGGCACUCUUCAGUACAUGGCCCCAGAGGUCCUGAGUGGUGGGCCUUACAACCACACUGCUGACUGGUGGUCCCUAGGAGUAUUGCUCUUCUCUCUGGCAGCUGGUAAGUUCCCAGUGGCUGCAGAAAGAGAUCAUCUGACCAUGUUGGCAAGUGUGACCCGCUGCGAAUCUGAGAUUCCAACUUCUGUUAAUCAGGAGCUCUCACUCCUGCUCCAGGAGCUCUUAUGCCAGAACCCUCUGCAUCGUCUACGAUAUCUGCAUCAAUUCCAGGUCCACCCCUUCUUUCGGGGUGUGGCCUUUGACCCUGAGCUCCUACAGAAGCUGCCAGUGAACUUUGUCGUGGAGACGCAAGCUACCUGGCCCAGUCCAUUGGAAUCCAUGCCCUUCAGGGACUUUGACUAUGAUCUGGAGUCCUUGCUCCACUCCAUCUCUGCAGAUUCUGUACUGUAGCUGUGUGCCCAGCUGGAAACCACCACCAUAGUAUGCCCACUAUGAUGGCCCAGUUUUUACUUUGUUGUUCCUUGCUGUUCUCUAUUGUAGGUAUUGGCCAGAGUUUAAAUCUUUGGCAUUCUGCAACUGAUAGCCAAAACUGCCUCUAAUGCUUUCCUAUCGUAAACCUACCUCUCAGUUGCAGGUCAAGGCAGUGAGUGACCUUCUUUACUUCACUUCUCUAGUACUUUCACUUACACUGCCAAACAAAGGCUUCUUAAGCCUUCCUGUAUCCAUAUUUUUCUACCAUACUUCCUUUCUUGGGCAAUAAUGACAGUCUGUGGGCCUCCAAGGUGCUAUUUAUAUAUUUAACAAGCUGGUAGAGGCUGGAUGGUGUUGGCUGUGCAUGUCUCUAAUCCCAGUGCUGGGGAGACAGAGGCAGGCAGAUCUCUGUGAGUUUGAGGUCAGCCUGAUCUACAGAGUGAGUUCCAGGACAGCCAGGGCUACACAAACCCUGCCUCAAAAAAACAAAAACCAAAACAAAAUACCAAGCUAGUCAGAAGCAAUGUGAAUGUUUUUUACAGGUUGCAAAAACUGUCAUUUCAACAGCCAAAUAAAUAUCCCAGUACUUGAGAGGCAGAAAGAUCUCUUGUGAGUUCAAGGCCAUCCAAUCUGCAAAGUAAGCCUCACAGCAGCCAAGCCUGCAUAGUGAGACCCUUCCUUCUUUUCUUUCUUUUGGUUUUUUAAGACAGGGUUUCUAUUUGUAGCCCUGGCUGUCCUGAACUUGCUCUGUAGACCAGGCUGGGCCUCAAAUUCAGAGAUCCACCUGCAUCUGUCUCCCUGUUUGAGUGCUGGGAUUUAAGGCAGUGCCACCACAUCUGGCUGAGACACUGUUUAAAAAAAAAAAAAAGGAGUUGGAGAGAUGGCUCAAUGGUUAAAAAUGAUCAUUGCUGACAAAGGGCUUAGAUUGGGAUUUUAGCAUCCACAGUGGCACCUCACAAGCGCCUAUACAUCCAGCUCCAGGGAGAUCGCACAUUUCUGGCUUCCUCAGAUAUGCAUACCCACAUACAUAUCCACAUAGAUACACGUAAAAAUAGUUUAAUUUUAAUGCCAGAUAUGAUGACACCUGCCUUUAAUUCCAGCACCACCAGCGAGGCAGGUGGGUCUUUGUGACUUUAGACUGGUCUACAUAGUGAGUUUCAGGCCAUCCAGGGCUACAUACUGAAAUCCUGUCUCAAAGAAAAUGACAGAGCAAAAUGGCCCAGCAGGUAAAGGGACUUGCCAUGAAGCCUGAGGAUAUGAGCUUGAUUCCCCAAGACUCACUUGGGAAGGAGAGAUUGACUCCCACAACAUGUAUGCAGUUUCCCUAACUAAAUAAAGAAAUGUAAUUUAAAAAGUGUGAUCUCAAGGCUUAAAGCUAAUUUUCAAUAAAUACAAUUUUUAAAAAUUGGAA